AUGCUGUAUGAGUUAGUGAGCGUAGUCCGUGUUGUUAAUCCGCUGGCGGCCAAUACCGAGGCCAAAGAAUUGGCGACGACAGUUGGAAAGCUAAUCGUUCAAAACAGAGGUGUUGUUAGAAGAAUACUUCCUAUUGGCAACAAACUACUGCCAAAAAUAAUUAAAAAAGACCAGGAACAGCAUUUCCAAGGUUAUCAUUUCCUUAUGUUAUUUGAUUCAUCCGCCGCUGUACAGUCUGAAAUUUUGAGAACGCUGAAGAGAGAUCCUCGUGUCAUCAGAUCAUCUAUUAUUAAAAUGAAUACUUCCAAACAGCUUGACGUUGCCUCUUCCAUCGAGAGAGCAGCAGGCUACAGUUCCAUACUUGAAAAAGUGAAGAAAGACGUCUUCUAG
This is a messenger RNA of Lachancea nothofagi CBS 11611, 390 nucleotides long. The record is from the annotation of a GenBank genome assembly. Lineage: Eukaryota; Fungi; Ascomycota; Saccharomycetes; Saccharomycetales; Saccharomycetaceae.